GGUGGUAGCGAGAGAGUGAGGGGAGUGGGCGGGAUAUAAUUACAUAAGCGGAACAUAAAUAAUUCGCGGGAAAGUAGAAGGGGAGGAAGAUGGCGCUAUGCAGAAGUGACCCGAGCCCGGGAGGCGCCUGAUACCGCCGGAGGCACCGAGCCCAGAGACCCUUUGGGGGUGAUGGAGAAGGGUGGCUUGGAGUCAGCUGGGCAAGAUGUCUACACCAACUGUGGCCACAUACCGCAGCCAGGCAGGGACACCUUCAGGCAUGGAUGCUCUGAGCUUAUGGUCUCUCAGGCUGAAGGACAGUACGUGCUGUGUCGCUGGACAGACGGACUCUACUACCUGGGCAAAAUAAAGAGGGUAAGCAGCUCCAAGCAAAGCUGUCUCGUCACAUUUGAAGACAAUUCGAAAUACUGGGUUCUCUUUAAAGAUAUUCAACAUGCUGGGGUCCCUGGGGAACAGCCGAAGUGUAACGUCUGCACAGGCAAAACAUCCCUUCCUCUGAAUGAAAUUCUCAUCUGUGGGAAGUGUGGUUUGGGUUAUCACCAGAAGUGUCACAUUCCUGUUGUGGACAGCGGUGAGAACAGCCACCUGGAGCCGUGGUUCUGUAGAAGGUGUAUCUUUGUUCUUGCUGUCAGAAAAGGAGGAGCACUGAAGAAAGGUCCGAUUGCAAAAGCACUGCAGGCAGCAAAAAUGUACCUGACGUACAGCCCUGAUGAACUGGACUGGGACUCGCCACACAGAACUAACCAGCAACAGUGCUACUGUUACUGCGGGGGCCCCGGAGAAUGGUACCUUAAGAUGAUACAGUGUUACAGAUGCCGACAGUGGUUCCAUGAAGCAUGUAUGCAGUGCCUUAAUGAGCCCAUGAUGUUUGGAGACAGGUUUUAUAUAUUUCUUUGCUCCGUCUGCAAUCAAGGCUCUGAAUUCAACAAGCGACUGCCUUUGAGAUGGGUGGAUAUCGUCCAUCUAGCCUUAUACAACCUGGGCGUGCUCAGCAAAAAGAAAUACUUUGACUUUGAAGAGAUCCUGACAUUUGUGAAUGACAACUGGGAUCACUUGCAGCUUGGAAAGAUUGCCACCACCCUUGUAGAAGAACGAGCACAUCACCUUCUGGACGCCUUAAAUAGUUAUAAAAGCAGAUUUCUUUGUGGCAAGGAAAUCAAAAGGAAGAAAUGCAUAUUCCGCCUAAGAAUCCGCGUUCCCCCUAGCCCUCCUGGCAAACUGCUACCGGAUAAAGUAGCCUGGACCACGGAUAACCGGUCGUCUGAGCUUAAGAAAGGGAGGAGCAAGUAUUCUCAUAAAAACAGCUUACCUGAGUGUCAGAGGCAGCGACAGAGAGGUAUUCGGAGGAAACAGUCAAAGUUCCUUCUGGAGGAUGCGAUUCCCAGCAGUGACUUCACAUCUGCCUGGAGCACAAACCAUCAUCUGGCCAGCAUAUUCGACUUUACUCUAGAUGAAAUUCAGAGCCUGAAAAGUGCGAGCUCAGGGCAGAACUUUACCUCGGAUCUGGAUUCUAACGAUGCAGCAAGCACUUCUGGAUCUGCCAGCACCAGCCUGUCUUAUGAGUCACGAGGGAACGUAGGGAGCCGGAAGAGGAAAUUGACAUCCAAAAAGUACACGUCUUUCGAAUCAAAGAGAAGAGCCUUGGACCGCACUGGGAGGCUAAACGGCUGUGAGACAGAAGCUGCUGAGUACACCAGGGCGUCUGAUUAUCAAGACAACAGCGUAGACAGCCACACCUUCGACAGCCUUAGCGAAAAUGAUAGCUCGCUCUCCCAUCUGAAAUCCUCCAUCACCAGCUACUUUGGAGCUGCUGGGAGAUUAGCGUGCGGAGAGAAGUACCAGGUUCUGGCACGCCGGGUUACCCUGGAAGGCAAGGUCCAAUAUCUGGUGGAGUGGGAAGGCACCACUCCCUACUGACCGAAAGCAACUAGUCUAUGUGCUUGUGUAUGUGACCAAAGGAAAAACGUUGAGGCAUGUUUAUAAUAUACUGAGCAGGACUCUAGAAUUUUAGUAUAGUGAUAUACUGUAGGUAGGUAGGAUGGAAAGUCUUGGGAAAGAGUUGUAGGUGUUUUAAAGACUUAUAUUGGAGAUUUUAUGACUAUGGCAUUCUUGCUGUGGUAGGCAGAAAAAAACACUUCGCAGGGUUCAGUGUUGCCUUUAGUGUUUGACUGACACAAUUAUCUUCAAUCUCAAACACGCUCCGAUUGAUUGUUAUUGGCCAGCUCUGUGUAUGUAGUGAAGCAGACGGUGUUGUUGUCAUUUGAGACACUAUAUAAGAGGUAAGAAUUGUGUUUCUCCCUGUUAAAAAGCCACCAGCCUACUCUGGGCUCUAAAUUACAAAGCCAAAGAUUAGUAUAUAUAAAUGAUAGUGUUAAUUUUUAAUCCCCUUAUGUUGCAAUAUGUUAUUGAAUGAUUUCUUCCCCAAAAUGGGAGGAUUUGAUCAGCAAAUACAAAUCUACCGUUAAUAUUCAUGAGGUCUUAAGUCCAAGAACUAUGCCACUCAUGACUAGGUGAACCCCAUUGUUUUCAGUGGGAUAGGUAGAUGCCCCCCUCAGGGCCAGAACUAGGGGUAGGCAGAAAAGACUCUUUCUGCCUCCUUAUUUCUGGACUUGCACUUGGUUUCAGCCAUUGGUACGUUUGGAGUUGCUGCCGGGUUGGGAAAUGCCUGGUGGAGAGGAGCAGAGGAAUCAUGGGGGACAGUUUGCCUUGGGAGCCCUCCACUGAUGGCUGACACUAACUCCCUUGUGCCCUUUUACAGCACUUCCGCACCUGUUAAUAUUCCAUACAACCCCUUUCUACACAAGCACAGGGACAAAAUUUUGUCUAAGCCUUCUCCCAGGGGAAAACUUCUAUUUGUGAAAACCCGUGACCAAAAAAAAAAACUGUAAAAAAAAAUGACCCUUUUCCCUCCUUUGUGGUGAAUGUAAAAUGUUCUAGAGCAGUGGUUCCAUUCUACAAUCAGAAAAAGCUUGGAUAAAGAGAUUCUUGAUGGCACUUUGUCUCUUCCCUAAGUAUUUAGUUAACCCUUUGAACUAGCACUUAAAAGUUUGUGUUUUGUUUGAAUGCAAACCAAAAAUUAAUUUCCUUCGAUAGAGCAAUUUAAUUGCAAAGAGUCCUUAUUUGGAAGCAGUUCUUAACUGACAUGGAAUUCAUUUAAUGUUUCAGUUGCUUCAUCAUAAAAUGCUAGAAAAUGUUACGUGCCAGGAAGCAACAUGUACAAUAGAAUAUUCACUAGGGCAGACAUCAACAAAAUCUUUCCAAACACCUCUAUGAAAACUGAUGCCCAGGGCACCAAUACAUAUGCUUUAGAAUUAGGACAUGCUUUAUUAUAAUAAUAAUAAUUGUUUUUUAAGGAUACAUUGAAUCCAGGAUUCGGUUCGGAAUUUGGCCGUAUAUGUGCCUUUUUUUAAUCAGGAUUCAGCCAAAUCCAGUGUGAAAGAUUUGGGAUUCGGCCAAAUCCGAAAAAGGAAGAUUUCAGUGCAUCCCUACUGGUUUUUAAGCCCCAUAGGUUUUAGUAACAAAGUUCUAAGCCAUUAAAAUAAAAGCACCUUAAAUAGUGAGCGUUGGACCCAGACUUCCCAACACACGUAGGGUUGGGAUACUGGUCUAAUGAAGAGUAGUUCGUGACAGUGAGAGAUGACCUUAUGGAGGGGUGGCUUUAGAGAAAGGGGAGAUUGUCAUAGUGUGUCACCCCUCUUUAGCCAGAACUAGGGCGAAGCAGUAACGGUGAUAGGGUCAAUCAAAACGUAUAGGACCCAUGGGUUACUCAGAUUUGAAGAGUUCAGGCUGGCCUGAGCAUCAUUACUGCCUGCCCUUCGGCUCAGAACGGGCCUUUCUUUAAUGCCAGUGUAAGAGCUUCCUGCCCAUGUUCCACGUCAGCACUCUGAUCUAUUUCGGCCUCAACCAUAGUUACAUUAAGCUCACAAAGGCUACUGCAAUCUAGUUGGUGAGCUUGAUUUUUCUCCUUGGAUUUGCAGAACUGCAAAUUGGCAACAUUAUAAACCUUUAGCACAAUGGAAAUAGCCAUAAUGAGGCAAUGCCAAAUGUUUGUUUUAUUUUUUAAGACUUUAUAUUUUCAAGGUUCUGUACAGACAGUGACCCUUGGAAUGUAAAAGUAAAAAAAAAAAUUCAAAAACCCCCCAAGAAAUCAAGAUCAUUUACAAAUUGUCUUAAAAAUAACUUUAAAAUGUGUCCAUCUUAUGAAAAUUUUAAGUAGGGAUGCACCAAAUCCAUCGUUUUUUUGAUUGGGCGAAAUGUUUUUGGAAAAACCUUGCCAAAUUCAGUGCAUCCCUACAUUUAAGGUGGAUUCCAAAUUGAAAACCUAGGCUUUGCUGUGCCUUUCUCCAUUUCAAGGUGGAGCCGGCAGGAUCAGUUUCAGAUGAAUAAGACCGAAUCUUUGAUGACUUAUUGGGGAAUGUAAUAGAAAGUUGUUAAUGGGGAAAAAAUAUAUAUAUAUUUUUUCCUUUUGUGUGUUAGAGACCUUCUAUAAUUUUUUUAACAAAGAUAUAUACAUUUCUUAUACGUGACUAUAUACUAAAUACUUAUAAAUAUGUGAGCAUGAGUGUACACUUAAAUAUAGAUCUAUAUAUGAACACGCAUGCAUUUUAAAGGGGAGGCUUGGUUUCUUUUAAUGUUACUUAGCGCAUAGUAAAAAAUUGGGAUUAUUUUUUACUAUUUUAAUAGGAAAGAAAUGUAUUAGAAGAGGCGCCUAAACUACAUUUAAGCCCGAUCA
This is a messenger RNA of Xenopus laevis (African clawed frog), 4732 nucleotides long. It is a transcript of the gene phf19.S, whose product is annotated as PHD finger protein 19 S homeolog. Lineage: Eukaryota; Metazoa; Chordata; Amphibia; Anura; Pipidae. The transcript is spliced from 15 exons. The record is from RefSeq and is a predicted model, not a curated record. Bases 172 to 1917 code for a protein of 581 amino acids.